AGUUUAGUGUAGACUCCCCGAGGUUUCGGUUGUAUCGACAGUAGUUGUAGUGCGUGUGAGCGAGUCGCAAAGCCGUCGGUGUUUUGAUUAUUUGCUGCUGGAUUGAAAGAAAAGAUAUUGUGCUUUUAGAAAUCUUCUUGUUUGUUCGUUUUUUGGGCUGAGCCACAAAUUUCGCUGGCUCUAGCGGUUUGCAAAAAGUGAAUAUAGAGAGAUUAUAAUUAAUCACUAAAACACAAAUGAUCUCAAAGAACUCAAAAAAGUGUUUGAAUAACUCUACCUUAAACCUAAAUCAAAUCGUAGGCGUGAAUAUAUAAAUAAAGAAACAUUUGAAUUUUAAAAAGAAACGCAAAACAUUCUCAACAUGCCACAUAUAGCUGCCACAGGUGCAGCCCACUACAGCGCCACUUCAACAAAGCUGACACCUACUACACACAGGCGUUGGCUGACACUGCUCCUCCUAGGCUGCGUGGCCAGUUUAUGCGGCAAUACGGUGCAAGCCAGUCCGCUUUCGCCACGUGAAGAUUUUCAUGAUAUAACGGGCAAUCCGAAUAUGAGGAACUCACUGCAAAUGCCGAAUCCGUCAGAGUCGCGUGGACAAACGAGACGUGUGGCAUGCCGCCGCGCUUGUUGGGCCAUGUAUAUUACUGAGAACGGUGAUUGUCUCAAAGACACAAUGUGUUAUCAGUGUUAUCUCAACUGUGUUACUCCGCCAGAUCCGGUACAUGUAACCACGACAAGUACGACAACCACCGUACCAACAACUGCAGCAAAUGUGGAACGGCGUCAGUUGCAACAGCAGCAACAACAACAACAACAAUUACAAGCACAAACGCAGCAAUCAUCAAAAAUUAAUAAACCAAUUCAGGAAACUUGGAUGUUGCACACAGUUUCAAUGUUGCAACAAGACUCAUUGGUGCUCGUCGACAUCGCUUGGGAUGCAUUGAAUACGCCAAAUCAAUGUCUCAUCAGCUGGGAGGUAUCCGGUGGUGGGCUAAUGGGCAAUCUCUUGACCGAGUCGUCGAUUGUGCAGUUAUCACUGUGGCCGGACACAAAGUACCGCGUUAAGGUCACCUGCAAGAAUAAGCUCACCGGCUUCAUGUCCCGCUCGCUGCCACUGAACAUUGACACGUCCGAAGCGGUGAUGGCACACGAACAGAGUAGUCAACAUAAAACACAAGCACCGAAUGCCGAUGCCACAUUAAUUUCCACAACAACAAUCGAUAGCAGAACAUUACCAGCCACCAAAGUCGCACAGCAACAACCACAGCAAAUCACCAACAAUGCAAUCGAACACAACAGUAAUGGCAACACUAAAGAUAUGGACGCCGAUAGCUCAUCGCAUUCGAACGGUUAUAUUGGCGAUACCGAUAACGCCGCCGUGCUGCCAUACGAUGAGCACGACGACGAGCAUGAUCAGUCAGUCGAAGCGUUAAAUAAACACACAGAGUUCGUUUUCAACUGGCACUCCGAUAACAGCGACAUUAGCCUGAUUGAACCGAUACACAAGCCCGAUCUGAGCAUGCUCACCAUGGCCGUUGCCGACAUGCAGAAACCCUUCUUCUUCGGCCUGCUCUCGGGCACUAUUAUGCUGGUGUGCGUGGUGCUCGCGUACCGCUGCUUACUGCGGCGUCAGCGCUUAGCGUAUGAGAAGUCCAUGCUAAUCACCGAUGAUGCCGCGCACGCGGUCGUUUCGGUGCCGCCCGCCGAAGUGGCCAUGCGUUUUGCCAACAAUAAGGCGGCGACACGAAAAGCCAUGGAGGGCGGUAGGCAUGGCUGCGGCGCCACCGUGGGUGGCCGUGCUGGCGUUGGCGCUGGCGGCGCUUUGGGCGCGACGUCGCUGGCCUAUCAGCGCAGCGAUGAGGAGGAGGAGUAUGAGCGCGGCGCGCAAGAGGUGUGUAGUAAUCCGGCGAUCUGCUCGAGAAACGCGCUCAAAGUGUAAGUGCGUGCAUGUGCGUAUGCGCGUGAGUUAGUCAGCCGGCGAGAGAUGUGGUGGUAAGCCGUAGCGUAGAAGUGAGAUGUAUCGAUUGAGAUUAAAACAGGAAUUUAUGUUACACACACACUACAUAAAAGCAAAUUAAAAAUUUUAAGUAAAUAAGCUUAUUCCGUAGGCAUGCAAAGGCAAAAACAAGAUUACAAAAUACUUAUAUAAAUAUCGUUAGUUUUGUAAGUGGCAUUAAAUUAGUACUACGACUACUGUAAUACAAGUAUGUAUAAAUUAGGCGACUAGUUGCUGUGUGUUGCCGGUAAACUAAGGUGAUUUACAAAUAUGUAGAUGUUGUCGUUUCGUGCCGCAUUUGUGUCAACUACAUACUUUUCGCUAGACAUAACCUAUAUUUAAGUCAGCAUAUUUACCUAGAAUAUGAACAAACAAACAAGCAAAUACAAAUGCAACUGUGUAGUAUAAAUGCGAGUGCAGUCACACUCGUGCGCAUUAUAUUAGCAUUUAGACUAAAAAUCAAUAUUCAUUCUAAAUAAGCGUGUGUUGCAAAUUACGUAUUUAUGUGAUGCCAAGUUAAAGCUCUGCCUACACAGUCGGGGCACUCACACUACAUACAUAUAUACAGUAAAUAUAUAUAUAUAUAUAUAUAGGUGAGGUUAAAUAGAGUUUAGUGUAAUAUGCGAAAUUCCAUAAUUCAUUAUUUACAGUCGGUUGAUUGCAUUCGUUUGCGUUUGCAUUUGUUGCAAUUAAACAGUUAUGCGAGCGCUGCUUGGUUUGUGUGCUUGUAUGCCUGUGCAUGUAUGUGUACAAAAGUGUGCAUGUGUGUGUGUGUGUGUGCGUGUGAUAAUUUGAGUGCGCUUGUGCAAGUUUAAUUACUAGAAAUUUCAACUGACAGCUGGGCGAAUAUGUUAUAAGUAUGUGUAUAUAUGCAUGCAACAUGCACAGUUAUACAGUAUAGGUUUUGCGUGCUUUCAAGUUGAAGCUUAAAUUGUAUAAAGCAAAUCAUAUAAAUGCCGUUAUAUUAUGUUAAUUGCUAUAAACUUUGUAUGCCAGCAGUUGACGUUUAAAUCAUUGAUUUUAUUUCAAUCGAAUCAGUUUGAGAGAUUCGGUACUUUUGUAGAACAUGUGGACUCUGCUUGGAAAUUUUGAGUCUCUUUUAUAUAAAUAUAUUGAACAUUAAAUACCCUAUUAGCAUAAAAUAUGCUCAGUGAAUUGGUUACUAUGAACAGUAUCAGAGAUGUAGACGCUCGAAGCUUCAGUAGCACAUGAAGUACCAUUUUGAAGCUCUUUUUUGUGAACUUCUUUAUCUGUAGCGUAUGACGCACUGUCCGUACUCUUUACCUAUUUAGAAGGUAUUUUUUUAUAAACGAUAGUUUAAUUCAUACAUAUAAAAAGCGGUUGAAUGCUCUUUACCGUUAGUAGAUAAUCAAAACUCUUUCAAAAAAAGGUCUUCCAAAUUUUUUGUAGCUCAAAAGAGUCCUAAACAACAUAAGAAAUUGCGCCAAUUUUUACAUAUUAAAAUUCGAAAAUUCGCAGAUCUUCAUGUUUAUUUAAAGUAAAAUAGUUUAGUUCUUAACAAAGUUGAGUAAAAAUUAUUGGGAUACCAUAAUCCCUAUAUCCAUAAAUUGCACUUGACAAGUUGGUUUAGAAUUUAAAUCCGCGGUGAUUUUUUUUAACGAUAUUUUUGUCGUCCUUUAAGAGAAUAAAGUAAAAUGUAUGAAAAAAUUAAUUGUGAAUAAAAUUAAAUUUCGAAAAAAUUUUUUUAAUACAAAAUUAAAAAUAAAAUAUUUUUUAAACCCUUUUAACGUCAACUGCGCAUAUGUCAAAAUAGUUUUAUAUAUAAAAAUUCAGAAAAUAAAAAUAAAGACAUAAAUAUAACUUAAAAUACAAAAAGAAAAUCAAAAAUAUAAUUGAACAUAAAUUAAACUAAUGAUGUAGUGGUAAACUUAAUUGCUCAAUUUGCAGUUAGCUAUGUAUGUGCUUUGCUUUUACUUAAAGUUUGACUUCGGCUUGUUGCUACUUUAGAGAAUAUGCCACGCAAUUCAAAAUUUUGUAUAAAAAAAUUAAAUUGUAUAAAUGUUGAAACCCCCUUUACUUGCCCCCAUGAAAAACCACACAUUGACACUUCCUUCCAAGCACGUCCCAAAGCACACACCCACCUUCAUUUAUCAGUGUUGUAACUUUUUCCAAAAACACAACAAUUGAAAGCUACCAAAACCAAAAUAAAACGAAAAAAGAAAGAAAAGCUCUGCAUUUGAAGAAAACGAAAAAAGUUUAUUAAUUUUUGUGUUAUUCUAGAAAGACGCAUAAUCAAAACUAAGCAAAUUUUUUAGUGAAAAUAUUAAGGAAGAGAAGGAAGGAAAGGAAUUAACAGCAAACACUUUUUGAUAUGUGUGUAUUGGUGUGCAAAGACUUAGAUAUUAAUAACAAAAACACUUGUUUACAGUUUGUGUGCUUUACCAAGCGGGGCUUAUUUAAGGUGGGCAUGCGGUGGCGCUGCAAAGGGUGUUGACGUAUAGUUGGUUGGGCUGGAAUAUUAACAGCAUGUCACGCCGUAUGAGUAACAUUUUGAAACGUUGCUUUGAAUUUCUCAAAAUUUUACACGAAUUUCAUGUUCAAGCAAUUAUUUGCAGAAUUCCGUUAUAUGCCUUUCAAGCUGCAAGCCACCGCUGUCUGCUCUCAAACACACCACCAAUUUAUACAUACAAACAACACAAACAAACACACAUUUUGGCAUGAAUCUCAAAACUUUAGGCAAAUAAAUUAUAAGACUAAAAAUACAAAAAGGAAAAAUUAUUGAAACAAAAUUCAAAAUUAACCGUAAUUGUAUUAGAAGAAAUUAAAAAAAAAAAAUUUAACAAAUUAAAAAUACAUAAGUACGCGUAUAUUUGUACAUUAAAAUGAAUGUGUAAAAUUGAUGUGAAUUUGUGUUUCCGCUAGUGCAAAAAACACAACACCGACAAAAACAACAACAACAAUGAACCAAAAACACUUAAAAUGGAAAAAUAACGAGCAACAACAACUGCAAUGCUACCGCUGCGCCAGUGUUGCAUGUUUUUUGCAAAGCAACCACGUAAACACAAAUCAACAACAAAAUUUAAGCAAAAAUCAAAAUGAGUAAAAAAAUACGAAAACAACAACAAAUGAGCACGUCGAUAUUCCUUAUUAAAAACAAACAAACAAACAACAAUUGUAUGUAUGUAAUGUGUGAAUAAAGCGACGAAGCACUUUCCACACAAACCACUAAAGAGCUGAGGAAAAUAUUCUUUCGGACUUUUUUGUUGGUGUGCGGUGCGGAAAAUGCGGACAACGCUGCUUAGUUAAUUUUUCUAGAUGCUAUGAUUUCGCUUUAAAUGCCAUUGCUUUUUAUGUGUAAUUCAUUUUCUCCUGUAAUGUGUAUAGAAGAAAAUUAGAAAAGAAUUUAAUUAAUUAGUGAACAGUAAUUAAUCAAAUAUUUCGGCUAAAUAAGACAAAAUUUUUCAUAUGAAGCGUAUCUGAAAAAAAAUUAAUAAAAAAAGCUUAAAAUGCAGUUAGCGAGCCAAAAAAAAUAUCAUCAAAACAUAUAAAACUAUAAAAUCUAAUCAAAAAGUCGGCCAAUUAAUGAAUAAAUCUGCAACAAAAAAAUUAACCCCUGUCGCUUCCAUUUAUCUGUAACAAUGACAUUGCGGCAAGCAGUUGUGUGGAAGUAGAAUAAAAAGGCUUUAAUAGUUUAGUCAAUUAAUUAAUUGCGCAGUUUUCUAAUUGUAUAAAUUAGUUCCUUAAUUUAGACAAUUAAUUAAUUUCCAAUUUACUAAUUGACCUAGUGAGUUUCUUAAUUGAGUCAAUUACUUAAUUGCACAGUUUACUAAUUGACUAAAUAAGUAACUUAAUUUAGUAAAUUAGAUAGUUGCACAAUUUAUAAUUGACUCAAUUAAUUCAUUGCACAAUUUAUUAAUUGACUAAAUUUAGAUACUGACUGUAAACGCCACAUAUUAUCUAGUUCCAGAAUACAAAGUGACACUAUGCUAAAACAAAUUAAGUCAACUUAAACAAUGAGAGAGUCUAAAUUGUUGCUAAGUAAUUUAUUCGUGCUAUAACUUAAAAUUGGAUGCAUUAAAGCUUCAGGAAAUGGAGACAAAAGUUAUCAAUAGUUUUAAUCAAGAACUCAAAGCAUUCACUUUAUAUUAAGCCGAAAUAAGCUACUUUAAAAUAUUACCAUAAUUAUUGCUAAUUUUUUUUCCACUUAAAGAUCCUUACGAUUUAUCCACCAACUGUUUGCCAGCAAUGAUCAUGAUUCAACAAAAAAAUGCACAAACACAAAUGACCCAAACCACAAAUUCACUGCACUACCAGAUCCCCAAGAACUUCACAAGUCCUUACCGCCAGAGAAUGUAUAUACAAGCUGAAUGAAAGUAAGAUAUGAAACAUGAAUUGAUUGAAGUGCAAAUGUGCUGCGUAGCAACAUUUCUAUGCGUUAUGCUGCAAACGUAAGCAGGAUUGAAGGAUUAGCAUUGCCACGAGGCUUUCAUUUAAAUAAUGCCAGCGUUCGUGCGAUCUUUUAGGCGAAACAUACAAACAAGUAGACAAUUUUACAUUUGUAUAUAAUAUAUUGUUUUCAGCCAUGCAACUCACUUGAAAAUCAUACAAAUUUCUGCGUUCAACCAUUUUCGCAUAGAUUCGCUAUGCCUUAUAGCAAAAUUAUUAUCUCUUUGUAUUCGUGUAGGUACAUAUAUAGAGCUUACAGGCAUAUAAAGAAACAGCAUUAAUUAUAUUAAUAUAAAGGCAUACGAAUGCAUUAAUUCAGACACAUACAUACAGACUCAUACAAUUUAUUCAGCCAAACAAUCAACUCUGCGUUCAAUCAUUGCAUAUUCAAGCAGCUAUUUGUAUGUGUGUCUAUAUGUGUAUGCGUUUGCGCUUCAACGGUAUUUAAACGCUCAUUCAUACAGCAAAUCCGUGUGCAAUUCAAUAUAUGUAUAUAUCUAUAUAUUUGUAUGUGUGCGCAUACUUAAACCCUGCUUGUAAUGCACACAUACAAAUAUUCAAUCAUUUAAUCAAUUAUUCAAGAUAUUCACUCACAUUGCCAUUGACAUUUAAUAAUUCACUUAGGUGCAGUCGCAUUGAGUACUCAUAUGUCAUAGCGUGCAAUAAUCAACACAUUCAUUCAAGCAAUUCAUCUCAGAUAGCAAGUAGAUAGCAUUAACAGUAGGAUAAUCGUAUGAAUACAGGCAUACUUCAGAACUAUUACCACUACAUAAAGCAUAAUCAUAGAUAUCGACUACGCAUACGAGUGUAUAUGUGUGUAUAUUAAACUAUAUAUGUACAUACUCACAUACAAUAUUGGAUAAGCAGGCAUAUGUUUGGGAAAAUAUAUAGUAUGUGGUGACAUACUUACAAGUAUAUACCGUUACAUACUUUAUACCGAUGCAACAAAAUAGUACGUAGAAUGUUAAUACAAUAUAUGUGUGCUACACACACGACUACAAGUGAACAUAUAUACAUACAUAUAAGUAAAUUUUCAAAGGUUAUUGAGCAGCCAUUUUUCAAAUAGCUACAGACAACACAGGCAAACUGACGCCAAUCACACAAACUAACUUACAAAUAUGCAAUAGAAAAUGAGUUAAAAUGUAGCAAGUGGUCAGUGAGGUUAGUGCCGAGGAUAUACAUAAUUAUAACUACUCGCAUUAAUUUUCUAAUUGAUUAAUUUUAAGUGACACCUAAAGCAAGGAAACAAUACAUCAACUUAAGCGGUAUUGUAUAUGCGCAAUUAACUUUAGCAUAUAUUUAGGCGCCACGCAGUCUUUUCGUUCAACACUUGGUUUACUUCUCAAACGGUUUGUGAAUAAACAGUUUUUCGCUAAAAUACUCAAUGUAACGCGCAACGUUUAUUAUUAACAGCAUGUUUUAGAAAUUAGGUUUUGUAAUAAUCAAAUAUAAAAAAAACUUUAUGUAUUAUUUUACAGUUCUUCGUAAUUCAUGCGGUGACUAAGCAAAUAUCAAUCAAAACGCACUUGCCUUCAAGGCAAUUGCAAGAAGACAAACUCAAGAUUUGCUUUCAAAGUUACAAUUUUUAUAACAAUAGUAAAUUCCUUUACAAUUUGAAAUCAGUAAGAGAAGUCAAGUCCAGUUGAUUAUUACAUUAACGUAUACAUCCUCUAGUCUUUUUUUUUCUAAAUAACUAAAAAAGAAAUUCUAUUUUUUAUGAAGGAAGUUUAUUGAAUCUACAACCGUCAUAAUUUUCGGGUGUUUUAGUUAAGUUUAAGAAUAUAAAAAUUCCAGAAUCUUUGUUGUCAAAAAAUCGUUUUUGAAUAACCAAGCUUUUGCUUGAAUCGCUAGUAUUUCGAGAAUUCUAUAUUUUCUGAACCAAGAGAAGUAGAAUUUGCCGUAGGAACUGGUUCUAUGAGAACGUAUAACGCCUGCACAUCUCAAAACCUGCUAAAAAUAUAAUAAUUAUGAGCUACCAAAAAGUUUAAAGCUUCUAUAUUUAGAUCAAUUGCAAAUUCUAUUUGGUUCCUUAGAGAAUGUGACUAUAAUCAGGUGGAUUAAAGUAUACUACUUAUUUGGUAGAAUCAUUUUGCAGUUAGAAUACAAGUAUAACCUCAAAAACCGCAAAAGAGUUAGAUUUGCGCCCCAAGUUAUUAUUGUCAUAUAUUUCUAUUAUAAUUAAUUAUCAGAGUAAUUUCAUUCGUUUGAGACCUAAUGUUAUAAUUCUCAUAAGGUCUCUCUCUCGCUCUCAUACUUUGCUGCCCAUUUGCUACAUUCCAUACACAAAUUCAGCUCAACUUACGAAACAGUCAAUACAAAGUGAGAUAUUUUACUAAUAAUUAUAAGAAAUAGAUCUACAGCGCCAACACACAUAAUUACUAAAUGCUAACUACAAUAAUUUGCAAUAAAAUUGUACUGUAGCUAAAUACUAUUUAGAUGAUAAGCCAAACAAAAGUGUAUUUACAUACUUAAAUACCGCAUAAAUAACUAAACUAUUAAGGCAAAACUUGCAAGGAUUUCAGUUUAGUAGGCUAAAUUAACUGAAAUCCAUAAAUAAGACUGUAAAUACUAAUUUUAUAUCUCCAAACAUAAAUAACUAAGAACUUACUAAAUUAAUAAAUAACUAAAUAAACGACUUUAAUUACAAACGGCAAACAAAUAUGAAAUGCUUACCUUGUAGUGCGUGGGGUCGGGGGUCAAAUGCAGCUCUGUAUUAUUUGCUUAAAGUGUGCAGUGCGAGAAGCUGAUAUUGGAAAUGCAAAUGCGAGCGGUGAAAAUUUAAUCACUUGCCACGCGCACACUACCUUAGUGUUGAAAGUUUCACACACACACACACACACACACAUCGAUAAGCUGAAAGACGCACGUGUGGCUGCCGUUGCGCUGAAGGAUAUUAAAUGUCACUCAAGCAAACGGGCGCACUAGCAUGUGGCAAGCGCUGCCUGUGUACGUGUGUGUGUGGCAAGUGCUUCCAGUGGCGCAACAAAUAAUGCAAAUUCUUGAUGUAUGUGUGCAGAUUGCGCCUAAUUGCAAACGCAUUAAAUCCGUGACAUAUUUUGUAGCCGAAAUACAUAUUCGAAAGAAGCACACCGAAAUUACAGCAUAAAUAUCGUAAAUAUCCGUUUAUAAUGCAUUAGCCAACUGCUACGUGCGUGUGUAUGUGUGUGUGAUGGCUUUAGGCUGCAACUACAACAAAUUGAGUCAAUAUAAUUACCAACACACACACACGCAAGCAAGCGCUGCACACUAAUGCAUAGGCAAACAGAAAAUAUUUUAUAUCACAUGCACGAAUGUGUGUGUGUGUGUGUGUGAGUAAAUUAAUAAACAUCAGCGCGUUGAGCAUAAGCGGCAUAAAGAGUGUGUAAGCUCCAUUGUUUUUGGCUAAUCGGCAAAUAAUCAGAAAAUUUCAUUUUAAAUGCAGUUGGCAGAGCACACACAAACGCACGCACACACACACACACAAUUAUAAGUGACAGCUGAGUGUGCGUGUGCGCCAAGAGAACACCAUUAUGUAAUUAAUUACUAAUUAUUGUUGUAAAAAAUAAAAUAUUUUCAAUUAAAAUUAAAUAUAAAUUAUAUUUGUUGCGCUAAUUCUAAUGUUGUGUGCGUGUGUGUGUGUGACUAUAGCAAAAAAAUUAAUUCAAAAUAAAUAAUUUUGAAAAUACUUCAACGAAAAAACAUAUUUUCAUAAAUAAAAGCCAAUUAAUAUUGUCAAUAAAUCAAUUAUUUAGUUGCUUAAAUUGGUAAUUGAUUUAUUUUUUGAUUUUAAUGUUUACUUCCGGUCCCGUUGCAUACAUAAUCCGUUCGACAAUUGCAACAGCUUGAGGCACACACCCACGCACACAACUUUGAUUGGCACACAAUUGAUGUUUAAUCAAAAAAAUAUAGAAUAUCAAAGUUUAAUUCCUCCAAACACCUUUGUAUAAUAUCUCAGUAGCAAGUAAUGUAAUUAUACUCAAUCUAAUUAGCGUGUUUUUUUCUAGAUUUAAAAGUACUAAAUAAACUAAAAAUACAAUGUGUAAUUUGCAAGCAAACAAAACCGGUUUUUGAAGUCAUUGAUAAGCUAAGUUUUUUUCGAAAAAUUACAAUCUUAAUUGGCAUAAAUAUAAAUAUAAUAAAAUAUCAAUAAAAUACAAUAUAAUUAUAACUAACGGUACGCAUUAAGAUUGUCUAAAACUAAUGUGAAAGCAGCAACUAUAGAGAGUUGAAGAGUAGCACUCCGCAGCGAUAUUCCAUAUUAACUACCAGUAACUACAACUACAACAAAGCAAAAACAAAUCAGCAGAAGCGCAUGUGUAGUGUAGAAAUCUGAGAAUCGCUUAAAUGCAUGUAAAAA
Molecule: messenger RNA, 10739 nt
Organism: Bactrocera oleae (olive fruit fly)
Lineage: Eukaryota; Metazoa; Arthropoda; Insecta; Diptera; Tephritidae
Source: RefSeq, a predicted model, not a curated record